Messenger RNA from Acanthosepion pharaonis, 1050 nucleotides. The record is from the annotation of a GenBank genome assembly. NCBI's taxonomy places the organism in Eukaryota, Metazoa, Mollusca, Cephalopoda, Sepiida, Sepiidae.
AUGUGGUACCAUACAGGGCAUUACAAAAAAUACAUAUGGUGUGGUUGGUUUUCAUGGUAUACUGUAUUGUACAAAUAUGAAAUGGGCCAUACACUUUCAGAGCCUGUGACUGUAAAGAACACAUCAAGUUGUGAGAACCAUUACGUCAAAGUAGGAUCCUCUUGCAUGCAGGGAUGGCGCAUCAACAUGGAAGAUGCACAUACCCAUCUUUUGACAUUACCUUCAGAUAAAGAUAGCUGUUAUUUCGGAGUAUUUGAUGGCCAUGGAGGAGCCAAAGUUGCACAAUAUGCUGGGAAUAAUUUGCACAAAAGAAUAGUAAAUAAUGAAUAUUACAGUCGAGGAAAUAUUGCUGAGGCAUUACGACAAGGAUUUUUGCAUUUGGACACUGAAAUGCAGAAAGAUGAAGCCAUGAAGGAUGAGCUUGCUGGUACCACUGCUCUUGUAGUUCUGCUGAAAAACAAUAAAAUAUUUUGUGGUAAUGUUGGAGACUCCAGAGCAGUAGCAAGUGUUGCUGGUCGGGUUGAGGCCCUCUCAUUUGACCAUAAACCAAGCAAUGAUAAUGAAACACGCAGAAUAGUGGCCGCAGGUGGUUGGGUUGAACUUAACAGAGUCAAUGGUAACCUUGCUUUAUCAAGAGCCUUGGGAGAUUUUGUGUUCAAGAAAAAUGAUAAAAAGAAACCUGAAGAGCAAAUAGUAACAGCAUUCCCAGAUGUAGUGGAAAAAGAGAUCAACCCUGACUAUGAAUUUGUGAUAUUAGCCUGUGAUGGAAUCUGGGAUGUCUUGGAAAAUGAAGAUGUUGUGAAAUUUAUACGAGCUCGUAUUGCUCAGAAGAUGCAACCAGAAACAAUUUGUGAGGAAUUGAUGACAGCUUGUCUCGCCCCAGAUUGUAAUAUGGGUGGACUGGGAUGUGACAACAUGACAGUGGUGCUGGUGUGUUUCUUGCAUGGAGGAACCUACGAUGAUUUAGCCAAGAAGUGCAGCCGGCAAGCGUCCCAUACCAUAAGUGCUCUUCACAACGACAAUUCAUUAAACUCUUUAGAUUUGAAAUAA